UCAGGAGGUUAUCCCGCAACCAGUGCAGCAAUCGGUUCAGAGUCCCUGUGAAAUCGAUUAUUAUUAUUAUUAUUAUUAACGAGGGUAACGGAUAGCAGAGAACAGCUCCCUCAACGCGACAGUACUUACAUUCCUCGCCAGCUUUCCACGAUGUCGGAAAACAACGAGCACUCGCCCGACGACACCGAAACGGAGACCGGAACGAGGGAGGAUCCGCCGAACGAUUCAUCCAAAAGCGAAGCGAAAUUAAUGAUGAAUCAAAUGGACGCUGCUCUACUCGAGGAUGAGGAAAUGCCAACGUACAUUAGCGUAUCCAGUACCACGAGACCAGAUGACUCGGAUAUUGUCAAACAAUCUGAGAAUCAGUCGCAAGAGAUGGAGGAGACUCGCAGUCCAAGCCCGUAUGCCAGUGAUGAUCAAGCAGCGAGUAGUGUGUAUGUUUUGUCAUCUGAAGAGGAUGAAACUGAUCAACAUCCUUAUAACGAUGAGGAUGAUGAAGACGAAUAUGCAGAUAGCGAUGAUAUGGAAAAUUUAGAACUUGACAAUGAAUUUAACUCAGAGCGUCCAAGUAAUAUGAAGCAUUUGAUGGAUGACGAGGAUGAUGAUGAUGAAGAUGACGAAGAUGAUGAAGAUGACGAUGACAGUCCAAGACAAAUGCAUAACUAUGAUGAUGGUAUCGAUGAUAAUUAUGAAACAGAUUGUUAUGAUUUGGAUGGAAGAUCUGAUGAUUUCAUCUUAAAUAGGAGGUUAAAAAAUCGUGACAAAGAAAAGAGUCUUUCUCUUCAAGAUUUAAAUAUGUACAAGAAUAAUAUGAAAGCUGAAUAUUUUAAAAGAAGACAUUCGCAAGGUUUAAGGCCAAAUUAUCCAAACAUUCCAGAACAUGCUGUUAUGUAUUCCACAAGUCAGAGAAAGCAACCAAUGCCGGGAAAAUAUCAUUACGUACAAAGCAAAGUCAAGCGUUAUAUCAAAGAUAUAAAAGAUCAAAAUAGGCGUUCCAUGGAAAAACAUAUAAAACAGCAUCAGGAAGAUACAAUCUACGAUAAUAGCAACACCGAUGAUAAAAACAAUGAUACAGAAAAGACAAAGCCUACAGUGACCAACAAGACAAUAAAAGAUUAUGCUGAAAGAACGAUUAAAGAGUUAGAAAUCGCAGAAACAUGCGACAGCAGCGUGGAUAAAGUAUCUUACAACACUCUUGCUACGCCAAUCAUAUUAAAUGGACAAGAUAAUAAAAACUGUUUGGAAUCAAUACAAGAAGAAUCCAUUCAAAACGAAGUCAAAACAAAUGUACCAUUUGAAUCAACACAGAAUGAAAGAGAUUUUUUAAACACCGAUAAUAAAAUGCAAAAACAGAAUGGAACAAUUGAAGUUAAACAAUUAAAGUUGAAUUAUUCUAAUAGAGAGAUUCCACAGGAAUUUGGAGGUGUUGUACAACCAUCUCUUAUUCAAAAUGGUCAUCAAGAAGUACCAACAGUACUGUACAAUUUGCGAACUUUAAGUUAUGAGGAGUAUAUGCAUGGUACUCCUGUGUCUAGUCAAAAAAUUAAUCUAAACAGAAAUACACAUGUUGAACAAGAACAUGUUCAACCUGAGGGAUAUAACAAUACAGAUUUAAUGGAAAUAUCCACAGAUAAUGAUGAAGAUACUUGUCCUUUAAAGAUUGAAAACAUAAAAAGCAUCGAGACAAUGUCAGAUGAAGUAAAAAAUAAUGAACAAAUAACUUUUAGUAAAACAAAUGAAGAGUUCAAUAAAACAACUUUGGAUACCUCAGAAGUUAUCACUUUAAGAAAGAAAUUAACACAGAAGACUGUAGAAUACAACAAUUUGCUUGAGACAUAUCAAAAACAACUUAUGGAGAAUUUGAAAAUGAAACAAGACUUAGACAAAUUGAGAAAAACACUGACAAAAUAUGAGAAAGAAAAUAAACCCCGAGAACAAAAAAUUGCUUCAGUUCAGACAGAUAUUAUCGAUUCUGCACCUGAUCAACAUCAACAUCGAGAUAAAAAGGAGCCUACAACUGUCAAGCAGAGUAACAAUAAAAUAUCAGGUAACAGUGUCGCUUCGACUCUGAGCUCUAUAGAUCAAUGGAGUUCCAGUGCGUGUAAUUUAUCAAUAUCCAUGAAACCACCUGAAGUAACAAAAACAUUACAUUCUGACGAUAGCAUGGUACUUAUUGAUGGUACACCAGGAAAAACGACGCGUUCACUAUCGCGUGAAUUUAUUACUUCAUCUCGAAUUAUCCAAACACUUUCAAAUCUUACACAAGGGAAAACCAAGCCAGAGAGUCUGAUACAAAAUUCGAAAAAAAGAUCAAGUGAAAAUGAAGAAAUGGAUAUACAAAAUGAUGAUAGUAGCUAUCAAUACCAACCUUCGAGUUCCAAAAAAAGAAAGAUUGUAGAUUUUCUUAGACCAUCUAAUUUUCUACAACCCUUUAAUACUGCAGAAUCACAUCCAAAGUUAAAUGAAACACCUAAAACAGAAUCCCAGUUUAAAAAUUUAUGUGAUUCGAUAAUUAAGAAUGUAGAUUUGCAAGCAAAUUCAUCUAAUACUAAUGUAGAAUCUCCAUUUAAAAUUUUAUGUGAUACAUUAGUUAAAAAUGUAGAUUUGCAAGCAAAUACGUCUAAUACUAAUGCAAAUCAAUUAGGAGCUGCUACAUCUACAAUGGAAAGCAAGAUGGAAACCACUGAUGAUCCAGAAGAUAAUGUAAAAUGUUUUGUAUAUCGUGAAGACGAAAGCAGUAAAGAGCGUAGUUUUCUCAUUUUAGCAGAGGUGCCUGAAAACAAUAAAACUAUUAAUGAUAAAGGGCGUCUCCGAGAAUGUGGUCCAUACUUGAUUGGUAACGUAGAAGUAAGGAUGUCUGAAGUAAAUGGAACACUCCACAUUUGGGGCCAAGAGCUCAGUGAAGAAUCCACUACUGAAAAUGAGACAGAAGCAUCUGCUAGAAACCACUGGCAAAAGACCCCGCAUACCAGAUUCAAUGGCAGCAAUAUAGUAUGUUCAACAAGUAAAAAAUCAAAAGGUCCUCCUAAAUUUGAACUAUCUUCAGCUGCAUCCAAUUUUUCAUGUCUACAUUCACCUUCGUUUAAUGUAGCAAGAGCAUCUUGUUCUACAAAUAAUGCACAUACAGAUAAGUAUAGUCCAGAUGUGUGUGCUUCCUCUGUUCCUUGCGAAGACUGUGAUCUCUCAAAACACCGUAAAGAAUGGUUAAAAUACAAACGAAUGCAUCCCCAAGAAAAAUUACAUUCCUGCUCCAUUCAUAGCAUAGACACAUCAGAACAAAAGUGUAAUUGUUCCUUACGUAAAGAAAAGCAAAAAUUUGAAGAUAAUUUUAACUGUAGCAAAGAAAAAUUAAGCACUCAGGAACACCGACGAAGUUUUUCAAGAAACCUAGAGCCUAACAAGCAUUUACAUGAAAAUAUUGCUUCAGAAGACAGUGAACACAUUUGUAGAAAUUGCACAGCGUGUAAUCAUUCGCUCCACAAUCCAGAUAAUUUUCAAGAAAAUCACAAAUGUUGUAACAUGUUAAGAGAAACUUAUGAACCAUUAACAAUGAACAUAGAUCGAGAACAUAAUCAGUCACGUAAUCAUUCUUCUCAUCAUGUACAUGAAGAAGAGCCAUUAAUAACGCUAAAACAAUGUAGUGAAACACCAGAGACAAGACGACGAAGAUUAACUGGUAAAAGGGUACGAGGAAUGUUAAUGGAUCUUAUACGAGGAUGCGGAGAUUGCUAUAAUCCUAAUGUAUCUAGUAAUAGCAAAAGCUGUAUGCACAAGAAAGAACCAUAUUUAAGAAGUUGUUCUCCACAAAUCAAAAUCACGCCGUGUGCAUCUCCAGAACCAUCAUGUUCAAAUCCAGGACAACCUGGAAGAUGCUGCCAUGCUUAUGUGCAGCGAAUUGAAUCUCAACUGGAAGAAUUUCGAAUGGAAAUGGAAAGGAUGCGAUCGCGUUCCGAUGCUAUUCUUGAUAUGCUCAAUAUGCUUCAUUCAGUGGAUACAAACUAAAGGAAUCUACUUUAAAGUUAAUUAUUUCUCUUUUAUAUGUACAUAUAUCAUAUUUUUUUAUUUUAGUUUUUUCUCAGCCAGAACCAUUAUAUGCCUCGUUCUACUUCAUCGCUUAUAAAAGAAGUAUAUUAUCCAUUUGUUAAAUAAAAUAUAUAAAUAUAUAUAAUGAAAAAGAUAUGUUUACUAAUAUAUGCAUAUCUAACAGUGAUACAUGCCAUUUUUUGGUUAAAGUUUCUAAUAAGAUAGCUGUAUAUCUACACAUUUAUAAUAUAUUUUCCAUGUGAAGAAAUUAAUCUCUGUGUGAAAUAAAUAUACAAUAAGCAUUACAUUUGUAACCCGUGUUAAAAAAAAUGAAGUAGAUGAUCGCUGUUUAGUAAAGAUGCAAAACCUUA
This is a messenger RNA of Monomorium pharaonis (pharaoh ant), 4394 nucleotides long. RefSeq names its product kinesin-related protein 4. The transcript is spliced from 6 exons. Lineage: Eukaryota; Metazoa; Arthropoda; Insecta; Hymenoptera; Formicidae. The record is from RefSeq and is a predicted model, not a curated record. Bases 151 to 4002 code for a protein of 1283 amino acids.